Messenger RNA from Mobula hypostoma (lesser devil ray), 10612 nucleotides. It is a transcript of the gene pde4dip, whose product is annotated as phosphodiesterase 4D interacting protein. Gene Ontology annotation, molecular function: molecular adaptor activity; zinc ion binding. The record is from RefSeq and is a predicted model, not a curated record. Gene Ontology annotation, biological process: centrosome cycle; positive regulation of microtubule nucleation; regulation of Golgi organization. The transcript is spliced from 41 exons. Gene Ontology annotation, cellular component: Golgi apparatus; nucleus; centrosome. NCBI's taxonomy places the organism in Eukaryota, Metazoa, Chordata, Chondrichthyes, Myliobatiformes, Myliobatidae. Bases 1029 to 8813 code for a protein of 2594 amino acids.
GUUUCAGCUACAUUGUUGCCACAUCACUGCCGGGUUAAAGGGUUGCGAGCUGAAGUUUCCCCUUUUGAAGACAUUGUGCCCAGGAAAUUCAUUUUACGGGAUGUAAUUUAAUCCAGUAUUGGCAUGGACAAUCUCUUUCAGUCCGUUCCGUUACUCGGCGGCGGCCGCUUUGUUGAGACGCGAGGGGCGGUGCCUCUGCUCUGAUAGUCAAUUGCUCUGCCUCCAUCUCUGCCAGGAGCGGUGAAGACGAGGAGUAUGACAGUGUGAUGAUUUGUUCUCCGUCGGGUUGUGACAUGGCCGAAGUUACGGCGGCAAGAGAAGACCUGUUCUCACAACUUCUCCAGUGUCUCUACGGGCAAGAGGAUUCCCCCGAAUAACGCGGACCACAGCGCAUUUGGCGGCCCCGUUUUAUUUUUCCCUUCGUUGAUUGGAAUGGCAUGAGCUGAUCUGAAUCCUGAAUAUUUCCAACAUUCAGAUACCUGGAGGGUUGGAGAGAAAACCGAUAUGUGAAAAUGCGCAAAGCACAGCUUUUCGAUUUGCCGGAAUUAGAUUUUAUUUAUUAGGAAUCGCUUGACUGAGAAUAUAAAUAUAUAUUAGGAAGUUAUAAAAGGAGCUGGUUUAUAAUUAAUAUUUUAUUGUAGAGUAUUUAUGUUUAAUGGAAAUAUUUCAAAGCCGUGAUGUUUAUAUGGAUGUGAGAGGGCGCCUUCAUAUACCCGGAGAUGGUUCCAGAUAGCGCCCACACUGCGAUUUAUCUGAACUGGUGCCAGGAGAAAAACCAUUUAUCAAAUUGAACUGCAAAGAAAAACUAAAAAAGCGGUAUUUGUACGUUGAUUUCCUCCUGACAUUAUUUGAGACUUCUAAAGGAUAACUUUAUUGUUAAUAGAAACUAGUUAACUUCGUAACUAUUAUUGAGAAACAUGGACAAAUGGUGAAACCUUGCUGUGGAGACUAAGGUUGUGACUUUUCAAUUUAAAUUUUAACCUCGUUGUCUAGUUGACUGUGUAAUCAACUCUACUUUGGGCACCAGAAUGAAGGAAGUUUGCAGGAUUUGUGCCCGUGAGCUGUAUGGUAACCAGCGACGAUGGAUCUUUCACACGGCUUCCAAGCUAAACCUACAGGUCAUUCUAUCCCAUGUACUGGGCAAAGAGAUAUCCCGAGACGGGAAGCCAGAGUUUGCCUGCAGCAAGUGUGCUUUCAUGUUGGACCGAAUCUACAGAUUUGAUACAGUCAUUGCAAGGAUUGAGGCACUCUCCAUUGAGCGUCUGCAGAAGUUGCUGGUAGAGAAAGACCGGAUCAAACACUGCAUUGCCAGCCUUUAUCGUAAAACCAAUGAAGAACCAAGUAUCGACGCCAAGGGAGAGGACAUUGCAGCAGACAUUCCAAACCUACCUGAUGUCCGAUACCAUGCUUUACUGCAGGAUGAUUUCGUCUACUCUGGGUAUGAGUCAUGGACAGAACAUGGGGAGGAAGCUGUAGAUACUCACAGCUGCCAGACUUCAGAAAGCACAACCUUCAAAUCCCGGAAGUGUCGUAGCUGCUCAGCCUUGCGUGUGACCGAUGCAGACUAUGAGGCAGUUUGUAGGGUCCCUCGGAAGCUGGCAAAGACUGGUGAUCUCUCUGCCAAGUGUGGAAGUGUUACAGUAGGCAGUAUAACUGCUGAGGAGGGACUCUCAAUGCCAGUCAUUCAUGAAACUAUGUCUAUGGGACCAAGUGAAUCUAGGACUUCCACCUAUGCUGACUCUCUGGACAAAAUAUCACCAGCUUCUUCUGUGGAAUCUCUUGGAACAGCAGUAGAAUCCUGUCCUGCACCCAGUAGUGAUGUGACACAAGGAGAAAAAAGUGUGAAAGAUGACAAAAGUCCUAAAUCAGACUUUUCUGAUGGUCCAGCACCAAGUCCUGCUAUGCACCCCCAUAAACUGGACUUGGUACUAAGUUUAGUGAAUAAUGUCGAAUACAGACCAGUGCAAAGUCCGAAAGGCAGCAAGUUACCAAUUCAUGUUAGGGCAACACCAUUGGGCUCUCAAUCAAGUGGUAGUUUGUGCGAAGGGAUUUUCAGAUCUCACCUGCAAAGCGGUAGCUAUGAAUUAAUCAGUAAAUACUUGGAGCCUCCUAGAAUGAAUUUGAGCUUUGAUGAUAUGACAGAUCUUGAGGACCUCCUGCAGGACGUGCUUGAUGAAUAUAUUCCCAUUCGCACACAGAAUCUAAUUGAGGAGCAGCAGCAGCAGUUGAACCAGUAUGAGUCAGCAGCUGGUCAGUGUGUCGCCGAAUUACAGAAAGCUCAGGUCCAAAUAUGUGGAUUGCAGGACAGAAUUCAAGAGUCGGAAUCUGCUAAUAAGAUGCUGCAGGCGAAUCUAAAUGAAAUGGAAAGUGAAUUGAAGGCAAUGCGUUAUGCAGCACAGAAGCAAGAACAUGCUCAGCUGGGGCUGAACAAGGCUUUGAAAAACAAAGACAAGGAGAUCGAAGAACUUUAUCGUGCAAUUGAUGGCCAGAAUGAGACACAGGCCAAGCUGAGGGAGAUGCUUCACAGAAGCCAACUUGAAAAUCUGAAGCGUUGCUCAUCCUGUCAGAGCAAGGAUGGACAGUUGACAUCAUCACACACCCAGCAGGCUGAAUUUCUGGAAAUGCAAAGUACUUCCUUUUCCAAUCAGCUGGAACUACAGCGAAACGCAAGGCUGAUUCGUCAGAAGGAGUAUGAAUUGGCUGACAUCAAGUGGAAGAAAGAACUGAUGGAAACUGAAGUACAGGAACUUUAUCAGCAGAAGGAGGAUGCUGUCAAACACAAUAAAGAGCUGUGCAGCACACUGCAGCAGGUCCGACAGGAGCUGCUAGAGAAGGACCAGGGCUAUCGAGCCUUGGAGGGAGAGCAUCAGCGUGAAAUCCACAUCCAAGAGGAGAACAUCCUCUGCCUGAGGGAGAGGUUGCAUGAUAAAGAGCACUUCCUGCAGCAAUAUAUUGAACUUUUUGAAUGCCAGCAGAAUGAGGAGCAAAGUGGACAAGAGAAAGAUGUACUGGUAGAUAAACUCUGGGAGUGUAUCAAAGAGAGAGAUAAAGCUUCAGAGCGAGCCCUUGAGGAGAAAUUUCGUUCCUUGGAGGAAAAGGAGAGUGAAAUCCAACAACUGAAUCUAACUGUACGUGAAAAAGAAAAGGAUCUAGAGCGAUUCCGUCACAUCUUCUCCAGUAAUGAAGAAACUAUCAAUAGUCUGGAUAGCCUUGUGAAAGAGAAAGACUUGGAGUUGGAGCAACUAGGUACAGCAUUCAAAAGCCUGCAAUGGCAAAAGCAGGAGGUAGAAGAGAAGCUUGGCUUUUCCCUGAAAGAAAAAGAUGCCAUGAACAACCAGCUCCAGAGAGCACUGCAGGAUCACAAUAAGGAGUUAGAGGUCCUGACUGCAACGUUGGUGAACAAGGUUUGCGCUGGACCCAGUGAGGUGAUGGAGCAGCUAAGGCUGCAACUGCAGCUAAAGGAGCAAAUGCUGCAGGAGGUGUUCGCCGACAGGAGCAAGCUGGCCGCUGAUCAUGAGCAAGAAGUAACACAGUUGCUGCAGUCUAUCAGCUCCCGUGAGCAGCAGAUGAAGGGUGCAGCAGAGAGGUUAACUCGUGCUCUUGCAGAGAAAAAGCAUGAACUUCAAGCAUUACGUCAGCACUUGGUGGAGAAGGAUCGGGAAAUAGCAAAUUUAAUCAAGCAGAAUACUUCAGCAACAGAACUGCCAAUGGAAAUAGCCCACCUCAAAGAACAACUUACGGAAAAGAAUCGGUUAAUUGAAGAAUUGGUGCAGGAUGGUCACAGCAAGAAUGAGCUCUCACCCCAGUCUGAGAAGAUGGAAGCUUCUGAAUCCAUUGAUGCCCAACAGAAUACAAAUGAAAGGGAAGAAGGUUUGCAGACAGCCUUGGAUGAAGAUGAAGCAAUGGUUGAAUCAGACCAUGAAGACAGCAUGCGGACUGAGCUAGAUCUAAUGAAAGAGGAACUUCAGCUUGCCUUAAGAAAAGAGAAAGAGAGCAGGUCUGCCCUUUUUGACCAGCAGCGAGAGCUCCAAUGUCAGGCAGUGGAGAUUGAAACACUCUCAAACAAUAUUCGUGACAAGGAAGAACACAUUAUGGAUCUGCAGAGGCAGCUGGAACAGCCAAGGGAAUCUCCAGAGGUGGAAAAGCUUACACAAGAGCUCCUGAAAUUGAAGGAGCAAGUGGCAACCAUGAAAUUAUCUGCACAGAAAAGUGUAGGGAAAAAGUAUGAUCAGCUGAUCUGUGCUCUUGAAGAACAGUUAUUGGAGCAGUCUCACCUAAACGAAGCACUUCGAGCUGAAAGACAACUCUAUAUUAGCCUCGUUAAAUUCCAUAAUCAAACUGACAGCACCAGCAGAGAAAAGAUGCUCCAGACUGAACUCAUGGCUGUACAGGCACUCCGUGGACAUCUGGAAGAGGCCCUCAGGAGAACCCAGGAGCAGAUUGGCAGGCUGGAGAAGGAGCCUGAGAUCUCAGCAGAUUCUGGAGAGUACCAUUGUGAGAGAGCUGAGGAUAAUGAGGGCACUCAGUUUAAAGAUUCAUUGAAUGAGCAUCCAACAAAUGUGGAGCACAACCAGCAGUCUUUACAGAAAGGCUCAAAUGAUUCUGGAUUUAAAAGUUGUAUUGAAGAAACUGACUCCAGCAUCUUGUUUCACAAUUCAAUGGCCACGAGAACAGAGGCACUGGACAAUUUCCAGCAGAUGAAACUCGAAAUGCAGAGUCCGAGUGAGGAAAAUAAACUGAUGGAAAACAAACCGAUGGAGCUGAGGACACAGACUGAGAAAUCAGUACCUCAAAUGGACCCAUUACAAAAUCAGACUUUGGAGAAUGCUGAGCAGAAGAGAAUUGUGGAAGCGGAUCUGACAGGGCCAGGGUGGAGCACAGAAGCAAAGAAGGUCAGCCUUGAUGUUUGGGACCUCAGGGAGGAGAUUAUAAAGUUAACUGUGAAAUUACAGAACUCAGAAACCAUCAUCAGCCUCCUGAAGGAACAGCUGGAGCUCAACUCUUCCCAGACCGGAGAAAAACGUUUCAAUCCAGAGCUCAUUGUAAAUAUGGCCAAAGAAAUUGAGCGACUAAAAUCAGAGCUUAGCCAUUCUCGGGUGCAAUGCUCAAAAGCAGACAUGCAACAAUGUGACAGAAGGACUAAGCAGGCCAGACCCUAUUCACUGGACCUUGGAAUUCUCUUAUCACAGAGUAAUAAAGAGGCCCCAUAUUUGACUGAUGCUGUUCAGCAGGUUGGAAGUAUCAGCCCAUGGCAUCAUGGGCAAUUUGGACAACAAUCCAAACAGUUUCAGAGCGAGCUAGCUGAGUACAGACAACAGAAUAAGGAAUUACAGGAGAAGCUUGUAGUGACCGAGGCUACUGUAAAGGCCCAGGACAACCAGUUGCAGCAGUACAAAGACCUACUCACGGAAUCAUCAGUGGAGCAGGACAAUAAACAGGUGCAAGUGGACUUGCAAGACCUUGGUUACGAAACUUGUGGAAGAAGUGAAAAUGAAGCUGAAAGAGAAGAGGCCAGUAGCCCAGAGUAUGGUGAAGUUGAUUUACAAGAACACUUAUACCCAUCCUCCAUGAAGAAAAUGACCCAGCGACACUUUACCCAAGGGAAACCACACUUCUCAGCCUCCCAUCCUGUCUUUUCACUUCCACUUUCAAUCAAGUCUUGCCUGAGGAGGGAGCUUACUUUUGAAAAUGACGGGAAACCUGAUGAAAUUGCCACCCUCCAUCAACAUAUCAAUGACCUCAAAGCCCAACUGAUUAAAUCUGACAAGGUCAUCCGCAGCCUGCAGUCUCGGAUCCGCUCCUUCUCGAUGACUAGUGAUUAUGCCUCCAGUCUGGAGAAAGCACAGGCCCAAGGUGAUGUAUUUGAAGCAUUGCAGCUUGAUGAGCUGGAAGAUGAUGAAGAUACUUGGCAGUCUGAUGGAGGUGACCAGUACCCACCAAUGACACAGUCCAACAUGGAAAUAAAGAAGCUCAUUCACAGGGUUACCACUCUAGAAUCACAGCUAAAGCAUGCAAAAAUGGAAAAUACAUCAGAUAAAAUUGCUUCCUGGUCAGGGAAAUACAACUGUUUGAUCCAGAUCCAAGCUCGAGAGCUCUCCCACCUCCGUCAGAAGAUGCGUGAAGGCAGAGGUGUCUGCCAUAUUCUGAAACAACACCUAGGCGAUACCACCAAGUCCUUUGAGGAGUUGCUAAGAGCAAAUGAUAUUGAUUACUAUAUGGGACAGAGCUUCCGAGAUCAGUUAGCACAAGGAAGCCAACUGGCAGAGAGGAUCACUCAUAAGCUGGCUGGUCGAGUUCCUUUGGAUAGCAAAAGUGACCAGGAGCUAUUUAUUGCCAGAUUGAAUAAAGAGCUCGAGCAGAAAAAUGAGCUCAUUGAAUCCCUGAGCUGCAAACUGCAGAACCGGGCAGACACUCCAUCCAAUAGCCAUAUUCCCUCAGACUCUGAACAGUCUGACAGAGCAUCAUUUACAUCGGAUGGGCAAGAGUCAACCAAUGAUGACCUGGAUACUUAUCGUUACGAAGUUGACUUGAGCAGUGAGUACUCGCAUGAUGAUCAGCAGAGUACAGAGUUGGAAGCACAUGCUGUUGCAGAUGAUCAAAAUCAUAGCGAACACCCAUCCCAACAUUCAUCUCUUGCAUCUGCUUCUUCAUGUGAAAAUCAACCAAAGGACAGUGCCAGCAUCUCACCCUCACAGCAACCCUGUGACACUGUUAAAUCACAAAAAGGUUUGUAUUCCAGCAGUGUGCCAUCAAGUCUUAAUGCCUGUCAGGCUUCAUAUUGUGCUGACUUCCCUUCUCAGUUUGGAAGCAUGCCCUUUGGGCCAGCUUACCUGACACCAUCAACAUUUUCUCUGGCCGAGGUCCAACAAGAACUUCACAUGUUACAAAGACAGCUGGGAGAAAACAUGACCUUUUCUGGAUCUAGCCCUGAUAUGUCUUCACGUGCACAACAAGGCGGCUCUUCAUCACAAUCACAGAAUGCACUUCGGCGGCAGUUGAGUGGUGCCAAUAAUCUGCAGACCCUGAUAGCCUCCAAUGGUGCCAGCACUGCACUCUGGGGUGCAACUGAUCAACCAGUGAGAAUGAAUACACUUGGAGAUGUCUCCUCUGGAUCAUCAGGAUACCAGUCAGGGACAAACAUGGCAGGUGCAGAGUUAUUGGAAGAACACUUUCGGGAAAUUCGUGUGAUGCGUCAGCGUCUAGAAGAAUCUAUCCACACAAAUGAUCAACUCAGGGAGCAGCUUGAAAUGCGCCUGGCUACUGCAGCCAAACAAAACACUGUUGCACCCACUAACAUCUAUAUCCAAGGACUAGAAAUAAUGACUCAGUUGUCGGAUGAAAACCGAACAUUGAGGGAUGAGAUCCAAACUCUCCAGGGCCGGCUUACUCAAGUUUCCAAAGAACAGGUUAAAGAAGUGGAACAAAUGAAGGGGACCCUUUUAACAACCAGGGCCAGAUACAAACUCCUGGAGACAGAGCUACAUCACUGGAAGGAAGAGAACAAGAGGUUGCAAACAGAAGUCAGGGUUAGCCAGCAGAAAGCACAACAACUGAGAGAGGAGCAACAAUACAGCCAAACCAAAAAUAAUAGGCUAUUACAGGAGAUGACCACGUUACAACAGCAACUCAAAGAAAGCCACCAGCUUACUCAUUCCCUGGAAUCAGAAAUUAAAGUGUAUGAGAGGAUGUAUGGAAGAAAGAGAAGUUUCUCUGUUUAUUCUGGAGGUGUUCAACAUCAUGCUGGUGGGCACCACGCCUUUGACAUCAGCGACUUCCUGAUGGAAAUCAGAAGCCUUCGGAUUCAGCUGGAGCACAGUAUUCACACCAAUGGCUGCCUGCAGAAGCAGCUGAAGGAACAGAUGGAUGAACAUCAACCAGCCAGUCUCAAUACCACUCAUUUGACCUCAUCAGCCAAUGAACAUAUGAUCAAUAAACAGCUAUUCCAGGAUUGUGUGCCCUCACCACCUGUUCGAGACACUGGUACGUUUUCGUCUUUUCAAAUGCACUCCAAGGCAGCUUCCUCUGUGGUAGAUUCUAAUGUGGAAGACACAUCACAGCAGAAUGAUGUUUAUCUCAGUGAUUCCUUGAGCCACAUCUCCUGUUCCCUAAUAGAUGACAAGCUUCCUCAUGGUUCCUUUGCCAAGAAAAAUGGAUCUCAUGUGAUUGGGCACAUUGAUGACUACAAUGCCCUCCAGCAACAGAUUAUGGAGGGCAGAAUGCUGGUUCAAAGGAUGGAGUCUAUUGUCCAAUCCUGUGUCAAUGCCGCCUUUUUGGAAAUUGAUGGAUUCAAGCAUUUGGAUCAUCAGACAGUCAAGCAGCUCUUCUCCAAUACCAAUACACUGCAUCAGAUCUUGAAUGAAACGUGUUCAUUGCUAAAAAUGUUUUGGAGAACUACUCUGCCAAAUCCAGACAGUGAUGUACAAAAUCAAAAGGAUCAGGAAGAGAUUUGCAGACUGAGGAAUAAAAUAACAGAGCAAGAAAAUCUAUUGCAGAAUGCAAUCAGUCGCCUAAAGGCUACUAACCAAGUGAAAGAAGGAAUGGAACAGUUCAUUGUCAGCCAACUUACAAGGACACAUGAUGUUUUGAAAAAAGCAAGAAGUAAUUUGGAGUCCGUUCAGAUGAAUGAUUGCACAAUUUCUGAUGCUAAAACCUCCCCAAAUGACAACAAAGCAGAAAUCUCAAAACUGGGUUACAUCCAUCCCAGAGGCUGGAACUUCAUGAAUCCAAUUUAUCCUGAAGCUAAAGCAAGAAGCGUGGAUCAAAAUUCACUGCCUGGAAAGAUUACAAGAAAUGGUCCAACCUGGCUCCAGUAGGAAUCAUUGCAAACUACUGAAGCAGUACUUUUCUUUCCACCUCAAGAACAAAACUAAACAAUGAUAUUUCAAUUUUGUUCUACAAAAAUAAUUUAGGACAACAUCUGAAAACAAAUUUCACCUUUUGUGUAUCCAGAGGAAACUCUUCUGCAUAACCCAAAUCUGAUGAUCCUAUAUAAAACAACGAAUGUUGACAGAUUUUUUGUUUUAUGUAUAAAUCUGAAGCAGGAAAUCUUAUUUAUUUUGGGUCAAACAUGUUUACCAAAAGAUGCUAAUGUUUAUGGCCCUAGCAAUUGUAUAGACUUGUUUAAGAUGUAUAUGAAAAAGUGCUCAGUGUGAGGGAUUGCAUGUUAUAUUUAAUCAUGCUGUCUCCACACCCAAAGAAGAAACUCUUUAAAUGUCAAGAGCUACAUUGAGUUGGUAUAUAAGAAUAUAAAUAUGUUUAUGACAAAGAAAAAUCAAACACCACUUCCAGAAAUGUUUUGAGUCCAAUGAUAGCUUUGGUGAACAGUGUCUUGCUAUUUGAAUUGUGCAAUUUAUAACAGAAAGAUGUAUCCUGGCCAUAACUGGAAAAAAUAGAGCCUUACAACAUUCAGGGCAGAUUAGAAUGUUCACAAAGCAAAGACAAAUAAUGGGUACGUGCAAUAAAUUUGCCAUUGAGGCCAAAGCUGUAACAUUAUUUUUGCUAAACACUGGAAAUAAGAUGAAAAUCAGACUUUUAAAUCUCAAAACACAUUGCCUAGCAUCGUGACAUUAUUUCAGAGUUUUAUUCAAAAUUGCAAUAUGGUGGGUGAGAGUACGGUACAGUAAGACAAUGCUGGUGACUCUGUAUUUACUAUUGUACACUUAUUAGAAAUAGUGGGUAAGUUUAGUAGCAUUAGCAUUGUUUUUUGUCUGAGCUGUGUAUAUAGCAUGAUGGCAAAUAUAUAGUGUAACUGUGAGUUGCAUUUUGUAUAAAAUUGUUGCUGCUGCCUGUUACAUAUACAUUUAGAGCAAGUACAUGCAAAUAAGAAUGUUGCCCAGUGAACUCAAGCAUUUUCCCUAUUAGCAUUCAUAAUUGAAAACUGUUCACUGAAUCAAGUUCUUAUAUUUAUCGUAAUUGUUUUAAUGAGAACUCAGAUUACAGUAUCUCCAUUAAUAUUAAUAAUUGAAAUUGUUCACUGAAUCAAGUUCUUAUAAUUGUCAUAACUGACUUCAUGAGAACUCAGAUUCAUAAUAUAUUACGAAAGCUUUGAGUGGCAUUUGCUUUUCAUUAGUUUUGCAAUGGUCAGUACACGAUAAAGAAACUUUAAAAAGCCAGGGAUUAAAAAAGUGAGAGUGACCUUUUAUUCACUAAUUUCACUUGGUAAAGGGUAAGAAUUCUUUUUAUGAUUUGAAAAGAAAGAUAAUUACUGAUCCCUGAUGUUUGGUACAAACCAGAGGAUUCCUGUGUUGAAGCAUGUUUGUAGCCUGCAAACAUUUAAUAUAAGAGGUUACUAAAAACCAUAUGAUACAGCAGGUACCUUUAUGGCAUUGUUGUACACUGUAUAAAGCGUAUAUACUGAUAAAUAUUUAGUGUUUGUCCUACAGGUGUACAUAUUCUUCCUAGUGUACAUAUAUAUAUAUAUAUAUAUUCCAUUCUAUGUUGGAUUAUUGCAUGCAUGUAUGGUUCAGUCCUGGGAAGUAAAGAUUACGAUUCUUGGAUUGUCUUAAAAAAGCUAUUCUGCAAAAACAUGGAGUUGUUUAACAUUUGAAAGAAGAGUUUGCUUUCUUUGUCCAAAAAAUAAAAGACAUGAGAUACUCAAUGCCUGUUUAAUUUC